Molecule: messenger RNA, 3590 nt
Organism: Callorhinchus milii (elephant shark)
Lineage: Eukaryota; Metazoa; Chordata; Chondrichthyes; Chimaeriformes; Callorhinchidae
Product: calcium/calmodulin-dependent protein kinase type II delta chain
Exons: 20
Coding region: 236-1777 (513 amino acids)
Biological process (GO): protein phosphorylation
Cellular component (GO): cytoplasm; neuron projection
Molecular function (GO): calcium/calmodulin-dependent protein kinase activity; ATP binding; calmodulin binding
Source: RefSeq, a predicted model, not a curated record
GGGAGGGGGGGGGGGGGGGGGGGUGUGGAGAGAAGACAGUAUAAUAGCAGACACGGUGCUGCUGCUGCUGCAGCCCCACAGCCGAGCAUUGCCCGAGGUGCCCGGGGCGGCUGCCGUGCACCAGCGAGCGGGGCAGUGGCUGAGCUCCCGAGUCGGUGCUGUGCUCAGAGCGAGGAAGGCGAGAGCGAGGAGGAGGAGGGCGGCGGCGGCGGCGGCAGCGGCGGCAGCGACCACCAUGGCUUCCACCACCUGCACCAGGUUCACUGACGAGUAUCAGCUCUUCGAGGAACUCGGAAAGGGAGCAUUCUCGGUGGUGAGGAGGUGCAUGAAGAUCUCGACAGGUCAGGAAUAUGCUGCCAAAAUCAUCAACACCAAGAAACUGUCUGCCAGGGAUCACCAGAAGUUGGAGAGAGAGGCUAGGAUUUGUCGGCUUCUAAAGCACCCCAAUAUUGUCCGGCUCCAUGACAGCAUAUCUGAGGAGGGAUGCCAUUAUCUAGUGUUUGAUCUAGUGACUGGAGGAGAAUUAUUUGAAGACAUUGUUGCCAGGGAAUAUUAUAGUGAAGCAGAUGCCAGUCAUUGUAUACAGCAGAUUCUAGAAAGUGUAAAUCAUUGUCACCUUAAUGGGAUAGUUCACAGGGACCUGAAGCCAGAGAAUUUGCUUCUAGCCAGUAAAAUGAAGGGAGCGGCAGUGAAGCUGGCAGAUUUUGGGUUGGCAAUUGAAGUUCAAGGAGACCAGCAAGCUUGGUUUGGUUUUGCCGGUACACCAGGGUACCUUUCUCCUGAAGUGUUGAGAAAAGAUCCAUAUGGAAAACCUGUGGACAUGUGGGCUUGUGGGGUUAUUCUGUACAUACUGCUGGUUGGUUAUCCUCCAUUUUGGGAUGAAGAUCAGCACAGGUUAUACCAGCAGAUCAAGGCUGGUGCGUAUGAUUUCCCAUCCCCGGAGUGGGACACGGUGACUCCAGAAGCCAAGGAUCUCAUCAAUAAAAUGUUAACCAUCAACCCUGCCAAGCGCAUCACAGCCACAGAAGCCCUCAAACAUCCAUGGAUUUGUCAACGAUCUACUGUUGCCUCUUGCAUGCACAGACAGGAGACUGUGGAAUGCUUGAAGAAAUUCAAUGCCAGAAGGAAGCUGAAGGGUGCUAUUCUCACAACUAUGUUGGCCACAAGGAACUUCUCAGCAGCAAAGAGCUUGCUCAACAAGAAGACCGAUGGCGUUAAGGUUAACAACAAAGCCAACGUUGUAACCAGCCCAAAAGAACCCGUACCUACCCCAGCACUGGAGCCCCAAACUACUGUAAUCCACAAUCCUGCUGAUGGAAAUAAGGAAUCUACAGAGAGCACGAACACCAUCAUUGAAGAUGAAGAUGUGAAAGCACGCAAACAAGAAAUUAUCAAAGUUACAGAGCAGCUGAUUGAAGCCAUCAACAAUGGAGAUUUUGAGGCCUACACGAAGAUUUGUGACCCAGGUCUCACAGCAUUUGAACCUGAAGCACUGGGUAACCUGGUAGAAGGAAUGGACUUCCACAGAUUCUACUUUGAAAAUGCUCUGUCCAAGAACAACAAGCCAAUUCACACCAUCAUCUUGAAUCCACACGUCCAUUUGAUCGGCGAUGAUGCAGCCUGCAUAGCGUACAUCCGCCUCACCCAAUACAUUGACAGCAGCAGCAUGCCAAAAACCAUGCAGACUGAGGAGACCAGAGUCUGGCAUCGCCGUGAUGGGAAGUGGCAGAAUGUUCAUUUCCACCGCUCAGGAACCCAAUCCGCAUCUGUCAACUAAAAACAAGUGAUGCCACUGCUGGAUUGUCAGCACUCCUGAUGGACUGGAAGGUUACAAUCACAUCAACAGGCACUUCCAGUCUAUUUUCACGCAUGUUUCUGAAUGCAUGAAGCUCUGACAGUGCACUUGUGACAUGUCCUUUUGUUUAUUCCAUCCGUAAAUGUGUUUGUUUAUGCCUCUUGGGGAAGAAACAUUACAGGCAGAAUGAAACCAAAGGAAGAAAAGUUUUUGAAAGUACUUUUUAAUCCUUUAUUUAUGCCAAUUUUCUGAACUUGUUAUAGCGGUAAACAUCUAAAUAAAAUCAAAAGAUAAUUUUUUUUUCUAGAUUUGAAUUGCAUUUUAAAGGAGAAUAAUUGUGCCCCUUUUUUGGGUCAGUAUGGGAAUAUAUAUGUGGGUCAUAUUCAUACAGAGUAUAGAAGGGAAUGUUCUGAAUGUUUCAGGCACUAUAAGUUGCCAUUCCAAAACCAGUCAGGGCUGGCUGUAACAGUCUCAAUGCAUGAACUGAACAGCCUUUUACCUUCAUUGACACUUACUGUUUUUUUGUCCAGCUGAUACAUAUGGUAAAAUAUCUUUUUUUUAAAAAAAGCAAUGAAACAUCCUCAUGCUAGAUUUCUUUUACUUCUUGUAUUUCAUAUCAGUAUCCUGUUAAGAUCAUUUUCAGGUUGAUACUUUAUUUUCAAUUCACUUUGUUGUGCAAUAUCUUUCUGGAAAAUCAAGCUUGCUUUCUCUAUGGCGAUGUACAGAUUUGUGAUUUGAGUCUAAAAUGCUAUUGCUUUUUGGUGGGAAUAUUAGGGUUUAGAAUUUUGUGAAACUCCGUUAACUUGCUUAUUGGUAGCUAUUCAUAGUUCUUUCAGAUUGAAUAAUAAAUACAAAACUUGGAAUUAAACCUAUGAAAUAUAGUACAGUGGAUCUGUGAUUUAUAUGCAUCGAUAUAUACCAUUCACUUGCCUUAGGCAGGUGCUCAGAUAGCUCGAUCUUUUCAUUUUUUCUUUCUCCCAAUUCAUGCCGCAUCUAAAGGGAUUAAUUUUUUUAAAUGAAAAAAAUUGUCUGUGUGAUAUUUGCUUAUUGACAUGGAGAACAGGAUGAUUUUGCUUCUGCUUCUCCUUGUGUAUUUGUGAGGUGUUCUUGUAAACGAUUCGGGUUAUCUGAUGUGUAAGUUUUUUUUGGAGGGGGUACUUUUAAAAUAUUUGUUUCUUGACUGUUUGUAUACAUAUAGGGCUAACUGUAUACUGCAGUACUGAAUAGUGCAUGAUAUCUCAAUCAAUGAUUGCUGGCAGCGAUCAAACUCUCGCCCUAUAAUUCAUUCCUGGCGAGGUUAAUGUUUGUAUUAUUUCAACUUGUGUGUUGGUUAGUCAACUAUCCACCCUUUUAAACAAAUCACACUUCACUGCUGAGAAUACAGUCGUGAAAUAGAUGAAAAUGAUAUGUCACCAUCACAUGGAUUCAGAAACUGUUUAAAUAAGCAUGUACAUUUAUUGGGCCAUAGUAAUCUGCCAAUAACAUCUGUGAAAGAAUAAAAACCUCUAUUUUGGUGACUACUUGUAGUAAAAUAUGUGUGUGAAAUCUAAAUGUGAUCUUAACAUUUUAAUGCCGCAUGUGGUGUUAAAGUAGUAUUAAAGACUUCAGUUUGUCUUCCACACCAAGUUAUGAAGAGCAGCGAUUGAUUUUUCAGCACCAUUGAAAUGAUAUUUAAAUUCUGUCAUUUAAGGAAAGCUGCUGUUUAUCAUGGGACACAGUGUACAGAAUUCUUGCCAUAAUGGUAAAUGACUGAUUGAUAUAUUAAAACAAAUAAAUUUGUGAUUAUUUCUCCUGA